Messenger RNA from Venustampulla echinocandica, 459 nucleotides. RefSeq names its product 60S ribosomal protein L24. The coding region runs from base 1 to 459 and encodes 152 amino acids. Lineage: Eukaryota; Fungi; Ascomycota; Leotiomycetes; Helotiales; Pleuroascaceae. Gene Ontology annotation, cellular component: nucleolus. Gene Ontology annotation, biological process: ribosomal large subunit biogenesis. The transcript has a single exon. The record is from RefSeq and is a predicted model, not a curated record.
AUGAAGCGUAACCCCCGUAAAUUGGCCUGGACAAAAGCCUUCCGCAAAGCCGCCGGCAAGGAAAUGGUCGUCGAUGGCACCCUCGCCUUCGCAGCCCGCCGCAACGUCCCUGUCCGCUACGACCGCGAGACGGUCGCUAUCACCGAGAAAGCCAUGGCGCGCUUUGAGGAGGUCAAGCAGAAGAGACAACGUGUGUUCUACAAGAAACGCAUGGCGAACAAUAAGCAGAGGCAGAGAGAUUUGGACAGGAAAUUGGUGGCGGAGAAUAGCCAUCUGUUGCCGAAGAUGAGGGCUAGUGAGAGGAAGAGAUUGGAAGAGGAGAGAGGCGAGGAGCUGGGUGAGGAGGAGGUUGAGCUGAUUGAGAGCACGAAACCGAAGAGUCAGGUAUUUGGAAAGAUGAAGAUCAGGAAGAAGGCUCUUGUGGAUGGGGGUGAGGAGGAUAUCAUGGAUAUGGAUUGA